This is a messenger RNA of Penicillium olsonii, 1446 nucleotides long. NCBI's taxonomy places the organism in Eukaryota, Fungi, Ascomycota, Eurotiomycetes, Eurotiales, Aspergillaceae. The record is from the annotation of a GenBank genome assembly.
AUGUCCUCAGCUACCCACUUCCCCGAUGCCGAGGGCUUCCAAACACAGUCUGACAACUUCAUAUCAUGGCUCCAAGCCAGCCCGGGAGUGCAGCUCAAUCAUAAAUUGAGACUGGCAGACCUACGGGCAAGCGGAGCCGGACGAGGCGUCGUGGCACAGGACAACAUCCCCGAAGGUGAAGAACUAUUCUCGAUCCCCCGUGCUAUGGUCCUCGCCGUCCAAAAUUCCGAGUUGAAGAACUUGCUUGGGCAAGAUCUAGAGCAACUCGGUCCAUGGCUGUCUCUAAUGCUGGUCAUGUUGUACGAAUACCUCCAGGGCGAAAAGUCCCGGUGGGCUCCCUACUUCAAGGUCUUGCCUUCUCGAUUCGAUAGUCUGAUGUUUUGGUCAUCUGCCGAACUGCAGGAGCUGCAGGCAAGCACUAUUGUUGAGAAAAUCGGCCGAGAGGGUGCGGAAGAGUCUAUCAUGGAAAUGAUCGCUCCCAUCGUGAGAGCGAACUCGGCUCUCUUCCCACCACCGUCCGCUCUGGGGUCUUUUGAUGGCGACGCUGGUGCCGCCGCUCUGAUCGAGUUGGCUCACAUCAUGGGGUCCCUCAUCAUGGCCUAUGCCUUUGACAUCGAAAAGUCUGAGGACGAUGAUGAUGAGGCAGAGGCGAACGAUGAAAGCUAUAUGACCGAUGAUGAAGAUGAGCAGUUGCCCAAAGGCAUGGUUCCUCUCGCUGACCUCCUUAAUGCUGAUGCGGACCGAAACAACGCCCGUCUUUAUCAAGAAGAAGGCGCCCUUGUCAUGAAGGCUAUCAAGCCCAUUCAGCAAGGCGAGGAGAUUUUCAAUGAUUACGGUGAAAUCCCGCGCGCAGACCUUCUCCGUCGAUACGGCUACGUGACCGACAACUACGCCGUCUACGAUGUAGUCGAGCUAUCUUUGGAGAGUAUUUGCCAAGCUGCUGGUCUUUCUAACAGCGAUGUCGAAUCUCAGCCCCGUCUCGAAUUCCUUGCAGAGCUCGAUAUCCUUGAUGAUGGCUAUGUGAUUCCCAGGCCUGUUGAGGCCGACACCACCCUGCAAGAUAUUUUGCCAGCUGAGCUAGUUGUUCUGCUCAGUACACUUGCUCUUUCUGAAGAAGAUUUCAAGCAGCGCCAGUCCAAGAACAAGGCACCCAAGGCAACUCUUGAGGCCAACCAGGCUGCCAUUUUGAUCAAGGCCUUGCAAACGCAAGAAGCUAAAUAUGCCACCUCCCUAUCACAAGAUAUUCAGCUCGCCGGUUCGCUGCCCGCAUUGGAUCCAUUGGAUGUGUCGUCUCGACGUGCGAGAAUGGCCCUCCAGGUUCGCAUUGGCGAAAAACAGGUCCUCCAGACUAUCCUGGGCAUGUUGGAGCCCGCCGCGACUGGUUCACUAAAGCGCUCUGCUGGCGAUGACGGUGAGUCGCGACAGUCCAAGACUCAACGAGUUUGA